Molecule: messenger RNA, 1269 nt
Organism: Rubroshorea leprosula
Lineage: Eukaryota; Viridiplantae; Streptophyta; Magnoliopsida; Malvales; Dipterocarpaceae
Source: the annotation of a GenBank genome assembly
GCAGCUGGGAUAUCUGCAAUUUUCUCGGCUGCCAAACAAUCGGAAUAGAAAAUGAGCGGCGCCGGUUGUUUCAAUCCGGUAAUUCAGUUGAAAAUUCCGUCCCGGUUUCGCUCCCAAAAGCGCACCGGAAAAUUUGGACCGGUUUCCGCUCGUCUUGACGAUACUCAAGAUCGGCAGCAACAACUCAAUCUCUCCGUUCUUCGCUUCACUUUCGGGAUUCCUGGAUUGGACGAAUCGUACUUGCCGAGAUGGAUAGGAUACGGGUUCGGGUCGCUUCUGAUCUUGAACCGUUUGCUAGGAUCCGAUUCAGCUACUUCGGCUCAGCUGAGAUCAGAGGCAUUGGGACUUUCUUUGGCAGCAUUUUCCAUUGGACUUCCUUACAUUGGUAAAUUUCUGAAGGGUGCCGGUCCGGUGGAUCAGACAAGUCUUCCGGAAGGUGCUGAGCAAAUUUUUGUAAUGUCCCAGAAUGUCUCAGAUGCUCUGAAGGAGGACUUGGCUUGGGCAACUUAUGUUUUAUUGCGCAACACAAACACUACAGCUGUGUUGAUAUCAAUUCGAGGCAAAUUAUGCAUACGGGGCUACUGGAACAUACCAGAUGGUGUCUCAAAAGCUGAAUGUCUUGAUUGGUUUAAGGGCCAGAUAGGAAAGAGUGGCCUGAUUGAUUUGAAGGAUAGUCUUUAUUUUCCCCAGAGUGCAGGUAGUAACUAUUUUGCUUAAUGAGGAAUUAAUCUUAUCUAAUCAAACUCUAGUAGUAGUUGAAAUUUGUGCAGUUAGCUAUAUGGCCUCUGAUAACAUCAAAGAACAUAAGAGCUUUACAUGCCUCAAUGUAUCAUCUAACGGUGGUAAUGCCAAGCUGCUUCCUUUUUCCCUGUAAAAGAGAAAUGAAUAGACUGAUAAUAAUAAAAAAAUUCAUGAGUUGAAGUGGGCAGCAAGUAAAAACUUUUAUUGAGAGAUUAAUAGGUAGUGGUAGCUUAUUCAUACUGGGGACAUUUUCUUUUUCAGUUGUGCUGCUCUAAGUUGCUUAAUAUAGGAAUAAUCUAAACUUUUAUAGACUUUUGUCAAUAUCUCAGAUUCUGGAUUGGGGGAUAUGCUUCCCAAGGGAACUCGUUCUCUCUUGGUACAACCUGUAAUACAAGAAUCAGACUCAGAUGUGGAGAAAGUGGAAAAUAAAGAAGGAUUUGUCCUGUUGGUUUCAAGUGUCAGGUCUGCAUAUGGUGAUAAAGAUAGAGCCUGGAUAAGAGUGAUCUCAAAGAAAUUUAGAGGUGAGUU